Messenger RNA from Pochonia chlamydosporia 170, 1209 nucleotides. Its product is annotated as pre-mRNA-splicing factor CWC25. Gene Ontology annotation, cellular component: U2-type spliceosomal complex. The record is from RefSeq and is a predicted model, not a curated record. Gene Ontology annotation, biological process: mRNA splicing, via spliceosome. The transcript has 3 exons. NCBI's taxonomy places the organism in Eukaryota, Fungi, Ascomycota, Sordariomycetes, Hypocreales, Clavicipitaceae. The coding region runs from base 1 to 1209 and encodes 402 amino acids.
AUGGGUGGCGGCGAUCUUAAUCUCAAGAAAUCGUUUCAUCCGACGUUACGGCGAAACCAGCAAGCCGUCUACGAGGAGGAACAAAAAGCGCUUGCUGAGCGAAAGCGCACCCAACAACGAGUCAAUGAAAUCAAGGAGGAGCGCGCAAAGGAGGAGUUGCAGCGGCAGCUGGAAGCCGCUGGUGGCAAGAAGAGAGUAGACAGAGUGGACUGGAUGUACCAAGGGCCUACCGAUGGCCAAGUUGGUACCAGCGAAGAGACCGAGGCGUACCUCUUGGGCAAGCGCCGAAUCGACAACCUCAUCAAGGGCACGGAUCACAAGAAGCUGGAGAAGAGCGCUGGAGAGGACAGUUUUAUGGCCCUUCAGAAUGCGAAUAGUGCAAGAGAUACGGCAUCCAAGAUUCGGGACGACCCUCUCCUCGCGAUUAAGAGACAGGAACAAGCGGCGUACGAGGCCAUGAUGAACGAUCCCAUCAAACGACGGCAGCUAAUGGCCAAUAUGGGAAUAGAGGACGAGAAGAAGAAGGGGAGGUCACGAGACAAGGAGCACAGACAUAGGCACAAGCAUCGUCGACACCGAAGCAGGAGCAGAGACUCCGAGGUCCAAGACGUCAUCGCAAGGAUGACGACGAGGAGGAACGCCGACACAGACACCGAAGGAGGAGAGAAUCCGGGGACAGUCGAAGCCCGCGCCGAACCCGAGACGAUUCGUUGGAGAGACGACAUGAGGGAAGCCACAGAAGGAACUCUCAUCAUCAAGAAAAUAAUGGCCGGCGAAGACAUGAGAGCCCAAGCCCCGGUGAUGAACGACCACGUCGACGCAGUCCUUCUCCAGACCGACGCGACAGACACCGCAGUGACCAUUCUUACCGCCGGCAAGAUGACGAUAGACGUCGGGACUACAGCCGAGACAACGACAGUUGGAGGGGACCACGGAAUGGAAAUAGGCCUCGACAUAAUGGAAAUGGCUGAAAAGGCUCGCAAAUUAGCCACGAUGCAAUCGGCAGCCUCUGACAUGGACCAAGACCGGGAGAAACGGCUAGCUAGUCUGGAACGAGAGGAACGAGCAGCACGAGAAGCAGAUGAGAGGGCACGAGAACGAGGGGGUGAGCGAGGGUUCGUCAAUGGACUUCACAAGCAGGCUGGCAAGCUUGAUUUAGGAGAGAGAAUGGGUCGCAAUCGACAGGGUUACCAGCGAGAUGACGAUUGA